CCGCCAUGUGAUGACGGACAGACCGUAUCACUGGAGCGAUGGCUUGAAGUCACUCUCAUCAGCAACAAAGCAAAGGCAGCAGCGGCGGCACUGACGUACACCAUCCAGCACAUCACCGGAACCAUACGGACCCUCACCGACACCAUACCGAUGGAAAUCUGGCGCUGAGAGACACCGGAAUCCGAUGAUGCUCGGACUUACAUUCAUGGCAACAUCAGAAAUGCGCGUUAAAUGGAUACUUACGACAACAGAUGCUGCAGGGUGCCGCAUUGCCUGGCCGCUUGGUGAUGGUAGGAUAGAGUAGCGCUUUAAUCGGCAAUGGUCGUUUUUAGGCGUUUUUGGGGUGGGCUGGAAUGAAUGGACGGAUUUUAUGGACAGACGUCAUUGUAUUUAACGCCUAUUAUUUAAACGUACACGCACAUUAGCCUGUUUAAGCCAUACAUACAUGCAUACAAUCGAUGAGCACGACCAUAUGAAUGUAUGUGAAUUUACAUAGGAACCAGAGUAAUAAAUCCACAAUACAGUUACAACUCGUAAGGACUAUCGGUUUCAUAGCUUAUACUCAGGACCAUCUCAAAAGUCAGGUUUAAUGUAAAAGGACUCGCAUUGGUUGACAUUCAUCAUCAUUUAUACUGUAUAGCAUACAGUACAGUACAGUAUAGGAAGCCUUGGUCCAGAGCAAGGACAAUGACUCAUUUACAGGCAGGCCUGUCUCCAGAAACCCUGGAGAAAGCCAAGGUGGAGUUAAAGGAGAACCCCGACACUUUGCAUCAGGACAUACAGGAGGUGAGGGACAUGAUCAUCACCCGUCCAGACAUUGGCUUUCUCAGGACAGACGAUGCUUUCAUCCUGCGCUUUCUCAGAGCACGGAAAUUUAACCAUUUCGAGGCCUUCCGUCUCCUGGCCCAGUACUUUGAAUAUCGCCAGCAGAAUUUAGACAUGUUCAAGAACUUAAAAGCGACCGAUCCGGGGAUCAAGCAGGCUCUGAAGGAUGGAUUCCCGGGGGUUCUGUCUAAUUUGGAUAGAUACGGGAGGAAGAUUUUGGUUCUGUUCGCUGCGAACUGGGAUCAGAGCAGGUACACUUUUGUGGAUAUUCUGCGAGCUAUCUUACUUUCUCUGGAGGCGAUGAUAGAAGACCCUGAGCUACAAGUAAAUGGAUUUGUCCUGAUCAUCGACUGGAGUAACUUUACUUUCAAGCAAGCUUCCAAGCUAACGCCAAGCAUGCUGAGAUUGGCUAUUGAGGGCCUGCAGGACAGCUUUCCGGCUCGUUUUGGAGGGAUCCAUUUUGUCAACCAACCUUGGUACAUCCACGCUCUUUAUACAGUCAUCCGACCCUUCCUGAAGGACAAAACAAGAAAACGGAUCUUCAUGCAUGGAAACAAUCUGAACAGCUUGCACCAGCUGAUUCUGCCUGAGAUUUUACCAUCUGAACUGGGUGGGAUGCUGCCUCCAUAUGACAUGGGCACCUGGGCCAGAACGUUACUUGACCACGCGUACGACGAGGACACUGACUACUGCCCCGAGUCUUACACCCUGUCCGUCAAAGACCUGGAAAAAGAUCUGUCUCCCAAAACCAUGAAGAGGUCCCAGUCCGUGGUGGAGCCAGGUGUCCUAAAACGACCAGAAAAAGUGAAGAGUGAAGAAGAGAACAUGCAGCCCUUGCUUUCACUGGACUAAAGGCUCUUAAAUCCCCAGGCAAUGGGAAACCGACAAACCCGCACGCUGGGGAUGAGUGCACCCUGUUCCUAUAAUGCGAGAAAAAAAAUUGUACAAAGAAAGGUAAUGUUAAGGAGAAGAACACACGAACAGCCUCCAGGAAGACUGCGGAGAGCUGCCAUUAAAAGUGAUAUUUUUGAAGCAAAGAGCUAAAGGCAGACGUCCGUAUGUAAUUGUCAAGUGCCAAUUCAAUUCUGUAAAUACACUUCAGUUCUAGACGUGAGAUGGAGGGAGUAUUUGUCACACAAACAUGUAAAGACUGCUGUGAAUAUCCUGUAUGUGCUUCUCGUGAUUAUUAUGUAGAACAUGGUAACGUGGGAUGGGUAAAUCACGCUUAUAAAGAUUCACUUUGGGCUUUCCGACAGUUUUAUUCCCCAGGAGUUGCUCAGGAGUAUUAGGAAACCAUAAAGCUGAUGGUAGUGUCAGAUGGGCGUAUGUUGCUUUCAUUGAAGAAAAUAGCUUAGCAGUGUUUCACAGCAAAUGCCCAGCAAACACCGUGGCUAAGAAAUCAUUUCUCUGAUGUCGUUUUAAAACAUUAUUUUAUCACAAAUCAGCCUGUGUUCAUUUUGUAGACUUAUAUCCUAGAGGGGUCGAUUCAUAUUUAGUACUGUAGGUUAUAGUUUUCCCUGAUGGUCUUGUUGUUUAUCCUUUGAUGUAAAUGUGAAGCUUUUCUGUUUGAAGUUUGUUUCAGAGAAAAUUAUAUUUAUGCAAAGGACCAAAUGUCUGCAGUUAAUUUUGAAGGUACAGCAAAGUAAUGUACGGUUCAUGGCCUUCAAUUUUACUUUACCGGCAUUAUUUUCAGAUAAUUUUUGAAGCUAAAGGAAUACAGUUUAAGUUCAAAAUUGAUUGAUUAUUUUGGCUUUUUACGUACAACAGCAGUUCACGUCUGUUAAAGGACACCUAUUAUGCCCAUUUUUACAAGAUGUAAUACGAGUCGUAGGUGUGUCUUAUAUGUGUCUGUAAAGUUUCAGCUCAAAACACCACACAGAUCAUUUAUUAUAGCAUGUCCGAAAUGGGUGUGAGGAAAAUGUUUUCGUGUCUGUAGGUUUAAAUGCAAAUAAGGGUACUGCUCCUCACUCCCUUGCCAAAGAGACAGUGACCGCUUUCAAUUAAAAUAGAUCUGAUUCUUGAAACAACAGUAUCUCACUAUUGAGAUAUGGUGGAGGACAGCGUACAACUAUUGUAAUGCAGGCCUGUCAGUCAGUGGCCAUGGGCGGGGCUUUAUCAGUGUGACAUCACAUUAACAAGAGAAUCAGAACAGCAUGUGUAAUAAGGCUGAUUUGGUUCAAUGGGGCUUAAAGGGACACUCCACUUUUUUUGACAAUAUGCUCAUUUUCCAGCUCCCUUAGAGUUAAACAUUUCAUUUUUACCGUUUUGGAAUCCAUUCAGCUAAUCUCCGGGUCUGGCGGUACCACUUUUAGCAUAGCUUAGCAUAAUCCAUUAAAACUGAUUAGACCAUUAGCAUCACUCUAAAAAAUAACCAAAGAGUUUAGAUAUUUUUCUUAUUUAAAACUUGACUCUUAAGUAGUUACAUCGUGUACUAAGACCGAUGGAAAAUUAAAAGUUGCGAUUUUCUAGGCAGAUAUGGCUAGGAACUAUACUCUCAUUCUGGCGUAAUAAUCAAGGACUUUGCUGAUGUAAAGGCGUCUGCAGCCAUGUUACAGCAGCCAAGUCCUUGAUUAUUACGCCAGAAUGAAAGUAUAGAAAAAUAUUUUUAGCGCGAUGCUAUGGUCUAAUCAGAUUCAAUGGAUUAUGCUAAGCUAUGCUAAAAGUGAUAGCGCCAGACCCGGAGAUCAGCUUAAAGGAUUCAAAAACUGUAAAAAUCAAAUGUUUAACUCUGGGGGAACUGGAAAAUGAGCAUUUUUGUUUGUUUUUUAAAAGUGGAGUGUCCCUUUAAAAAUAAUGAGUGGGUGGAUUUAUGUCAUUGUAGGGUGGUUGUGUUCACACACUGCCAACACACAUUUAUGUCCAAAAACCUUGUAAAAGUGGAUUUUGCGUAAUAGGUGCCCUUUAAGCAAGUCAUUUUUCAGUGUUUUGAAGUUCUUGUAUAGACGAGAGCUCAUUCGUGUGUUUCAUGGAAAGUAUAGUUUCCUUCAAAGUAUUAAUUCAAGUCCUUCAGUAUAAAUAAUAUAAAUGUAAUUCAAACAGGUUUACACAAAACCAAACGCAAACAAGGUAUUUUAUCAUAAAAGUGCAUGCUUCCAUAUUAUUAUAUUGGUCCGCUUUUAUUAUAUAAAAAAUAAUUUACUUAUAAUUAUUUAGCUUUUUUAUGGAAUGCUGUUGUUAUUAGUCUCUUUGCAGAUAGGUUGUCCUAAACCAGGAAAGUGGUUUAGUUUCAAGCCCUGACUGAAUUUAGAAAUUAUUCACCAAGUUUCGACAAAAUUAUUUUCCAAUUUGUUUGUUUUGUUUGUGUGUGGGUAUAAUGAACAAGGGCAAUAUAAAGUGCAUUUUACCCAUCGAUUCGGUUAUGUUCCUUUAAGGUAAUUAUUUUAACACAUUCAUACUGUAUAUGAAAAUUAAGUUCUUCAGCAUUUAGCAACGUUUUAUCUCCACGAGCAAACGUUUACACAUCCAUAUUUAAUUUGGGCAAAUAAGACUUACCGGGCAAAGUUACAAUAUGGGCAGUUUGCGCUAAAGAUUUGUUCAUACCUUCAAAUAUCUAAAAUGUUUUUGAGGCCAGGCGAAGUUGGGAGUGGUUUUGGUUAUGUGUGCAGUUGUCAUUACUUUGUAUUAAGAUAAAGUGUUUCAAUUCUAUAGGCACAGCUUUUAUAUAGCCUAGUGGCAAAGUUUGGUCCUGUUUUAUUUGUAUUUAUUUAUUCAUUUGAAUUUGCCUGUAACACUUACUGUAUGUGCACUGCACCGUUUCUCUUCAGAACAAGCAGGUUAAAUCCCUAAUUUAUACUUGCAACCUGAUCUUAAUUUGGGGUUCACAAGGAGUAAACAUUUUUUUUUCUCAAUUAAAAAUUGGCUUUUAAAAUCUGAAUGUAUUCCUUGAGAUUAAUGUUUUACUGCUAUUAUGAAAAGCCAUUAUAACAUUUCAAAUCUCAUUGAAUGGUGAUCAUAGUAACCAAAAAGCAUUCUACUGUAAAUGGUUUAGCCUCAGAUGGUGUAAUGUUUAGCCUAAAUGUGUAAAUUGAUCUGUUUCAGUAUAUAUUUAGUCGAAUUGCCAUGACGAGUAUUUUAAUACGCCUCCAAUUUAUUUGUAUUCUCAUGUGUGGUUUUGGCCAUGCUGCAUUAUAAACAGCCUUUUUUUGUAUUUUAAGCAAUCAGAAUGUUAAACAAAUAUUGUCUCCAUUUUUCUAGCCUUGCUUUCUAUGGGUAUGUACGUAUUGAUAUUACGACCAAAGCAACCCUGGGUUUAACAAUUAUCCCAUUUUUCUACAGACUCCUUGCAAGAAUAGUUUAGUAUGAUUACAUUAGUUUUCACAUUUUCUUUGAUUGUUGGCUUAUCUUUUCCAUAUCACUUUGAUUGUAAAAUAGGGUGUUAGAGAAGCCCAUGCAGUAUAGAGGUAUUAUACAGAACACUACAUGUGGUUUAAAGGAACAUGUUGAAUGGAAGUAAAUAUGUGUAUAUGUCCUUUCAAAAUGCUGAAAUAAAUUAUGUAACUGAAUCAAAACUGCGAAAGGAGAAAAGCAGCCAAUAAAUAUUGAUAUAAAUA
Paramisgurnus dabryanus is the source of this 5375-nucleotide messenger RNA. It is a transcript of the gene clvs2, whose product is annotated as clavesin 2. Gene Ontology annotation, cellular component: endosome; trans-Golgi network; clathrin-coated vesicle. The record is from RefSeq and is a predicted model, not a curated record. Lineage: Eukaryota; Metazoa; Chordata; Actinopteri; Cypriniformes; Cobitidae. Gene Ontology annotation, biological process: lysosome organization. Gene Ontology annotation, molecular function: phosphatidylinositol bisphosphate binding.